This is a messenger RNA of Exophiala aquamarina CBS 119918, 1473 nucleotides long. RefSeq lists its product as uncharacterized. NCBI's taxonomy places the organism in Eukaryota, Fungi, Ascomycota, Eurotiomycetes, Chaetothyriales, Herpotrichiellaceae. The record is from RefSeq and is a predicted model, not a curated record. Gene Ontology annotation, molecular function: oxidoreductase activity, acting on paired donors, with incorporation or reduction of molecular oxygen; monooxygenase activity; iron ion binding. The coding region runs from base 1 to 1473 and encodes 490 amino acids. The transcript has 6 exons.
AUGAUUGUUCUCUAUCUCAUUCACGUCCGCUAUAACACUCCUCUACGUAGAGUUCCAGGCCCAUUCCUCGCUAGUCUGACGCGGUUGUGGAAAGUAAAGACUAUUUUCACAGCUCGACAAGAACUGGUCCUCCUGGACUUGCAUAGGAAACACGGACCGCUGGUACGCAUUGGCCCAAACGAGGUCAGUGUAUCAGAUCCACAGGCUUUGAAGGUCAUAUACGGCGCCGGUUCACGGUUCACCAAGACCAAAUGGUAUCCAUCCUGGUCAAUGGGAGGACAAUCCGGAAAGUAUGAUGUCUUCUCUGAUCCGACGAUUGAAGGACACGCCGCGACCAAACGUCUCUUGUCGGCUUCUUACUCCAUGUCUGCUGUCAACGGGCUGGAUAGCUUCGUCCAACGGCCUAUUGAUAGGCUUCUGUCUCGAUUCGAGGAAUCCUCCCGUUCCGGUCAACAGAUGAACUUGGCCGACUGGCUCCAGUGGUUUGCAUUCGAUGUUAUUGGAGAAGUGUCGUUUUCCAAACAGUUCGGCUUCCUAGAUGCCGGCAGAGAUGUCGACGAUACUUUAAAAGCUAUCGAUGAGACUCUAUGGUCUGGCAUUGUGAUUGCUGAGCUUCCUGAGCUAGAUGCUAUUCGCAAAAGUCCGCUGUUUCGACAUUUGCCUCUAGUUGGAGGCUACGAUACACGGCUAAACUUCAUCAUUGUGGGUCAUAUGCAUAAACAGCAAGCUCAACGCGUACUAUCUGAGCGUCGUCAAUUCUCGGAAGUCGAUCGUCGGGACCUGCUCUCACGGUUUUUCAAGGUGCAACAGGAGCACCCUGAGUAUGAUGACCUCGACUUACAGAUCACGAUCACCGUGAAUAUUUUUGCAGGUUCCGACACUACCAGCAUCGCCUUGCGGGCCAUACUUUACUACCUGAUCAGCAAUCCGCGUUGUUAUGAAAGACUUCUCGACGAAUUGGAUGAGGCUUCUUCCACGGGAGAGAUGUCAGAAAAGGCAGGGCUUGCCGACGCCCAAAGACUGCCGUUCUUGCAGGCUUGUAUUAAAGAGGCAAUGCGGCUGCAUCCAAGUUUGGGCACACAACAUACUCGCUUUGUGCCGAAAGGCGGAGUCGUAAUCGCUGGAACACACCUCCCAGAGCAGACAAUUGUGGGCAUCAAUGCCUGGGUCAUGCAUCGGCAAGAAGCCAUCUUCGGCAUAGAUGCUGCCCAAUAUCGCCCUGAGCGCUGGCUCGAAGGUGACAAAGGGUUGAUGGAAAGACAUUUCAUGAGCUUUGGAUACGGCGCUCACGUCUGUUUGGGCAAAAAUAUCGCAUUGCUUGAGAUCAACAAACUUAUUCCGCAGAUUUUGAGAAAGUAUCGACUGAGGCUUGCACGUCCCAAUGAUGCAGGCGGUGGUUGGAGUUGUACGAGUCAUACGUUUGUGCAGCAGCGGAACUUUGAUGUUUUCGUGGAACGGAGGAAUGACAAAUGA